Molecule: messenger RNA, 2390 nt
Organism: Haliotis rufescens (red abalone)
Lineage: Eukaryota; Metazoa; Mollusca; Gastropoda; Lepetellida; Haliotidae
Product: probable ATP-dependent RNA helicase DDX28
Exons: 15
Coding region: 476-2104 (542 amino acids)
Molecular function (GO): nucleic acid binding; RNA helicase activity; ATP binding
Source: RefSeq, a predicted model, not a curated record
UCCAACCAAACUUUCUAAAACUGUGAAUAUUUCACCCAAGACUAAAGCUAGUGUUUGCCUUGUCUGUUGGAAUGAUGUCACAGAUGUGAAUUACAGGAGGAGAUUAUUCAGAGGCGACACAAAAACGGACAUUUGUUUACUAUUUGAGAAGUAUCUUGAAGCAAAUAUUUCAAUUGAGUGUUCAACUAAUAUUGUUUGUAAAAAAUGUCAGUUACACUUGUGGAGAGCCAGGGAUAUCAUUGACAAACUUAGAACCUCAUACCGUCAAACUGUGUCCCGUUUGUAUGAUACCCAUGGAUCAGAGAGUAAGAAACGCUUGCUGAACGAGGAUUGCGAACAGAAACCGGCCAGGAGGAAAUCAUUAUUUCCAACAGGAUCAGAUUUAUCUGGAGCAUCAUGUAUUGGGAAGAAGAGCAGUGACAUUACGAUAAAAACAGUGAUUAGCUAACAGCAUACACAUCAGCACUACGGCAACAUGGAGAGAUCCUACCUGUUCCGGGUGUUGGAUCAGAUCAUCAGGUGUCACAGACUGUCAUCUACCAAUAUCAUCAAUAACAGCCUGCCAAGAAUCACACUUCCCCAGAAAAUGGUCCAGAAGGUUGAAAAAGCCAAAGAACGAAAAGAACUAUUGGCACUGCAAAAGAAGCGCCGAUCAACAUUCAAGUCCCCACUGGUGAUAUCAUGCAAGAGAGAGCAGUUUAAUCACCACAAGGGCCAGACUUACAGUGGGUUUGAUCCAAAGAUACUUGCAUCCCACGGCUGGAAGAAUAAGCAGUCGGCAGGAGACCACUUCACCCUCGUCCCCUACAGCCAGAACCCUGCUCUUGAAGGAAGAAAUCAUCAUCCAAACUUCACAGACUUUGAACUCCAUGCUGGACUCCAGGAGGGACUUGAUCAGCUGGGAUACACAGAGCCCACACACAUACAGUCCCAAACAAUUCCAGCCAUCCUAGAAGGUGACGAUGUGCUGUGUGCUGCUGAGACAGGAAGUGGUAAGACACUGGCUUACCUGCUGCCAGCCCUGGAGAUGAUCCACCACCAGAAGCAAAGACUCAGUGGAGACCACCCCCCCAACUGUCCACGGGCCAUCAUCCUUACCCCCUCCCGGGAACUCACCGACCAGAUCCUGGAUGUCUGCCAAAGAUUGUGUGAAUACACCGAUAUACAGCCUUAUGCAAUAUGUGGAGGACGUGGAACUAAGCAUCGAUUGGCUUGGGGUGAAAAGGCCAACAUGGAUAUCUUGAUGGCAACACCAGGUGUUCUACGGAAGUUCCUGGGUGCAGGGUUAAUGAGAUCUGGAUUCCUACAGCAUGUGAUUCUGGAUGAAGCCGACUCUCUCCUGGAUGAUAGUUUUUCUUCCGAAGUCUUGUCUAUUCUGCAGAAACUAAGGGUUACCGCGAGCAGUGGUCACGCAGCAGCUGGACAUAUGGAUGGGACACAGUUCACACUUGUGGGGGCCACCAUCCCCCGAGGCCUGGAGGAGAAGAUUGGAGACACCAUAGCAGUCGACAGUCUUCACAGAGUGACAUCAGAUCACGUCCACCACCUCAUGCCUCACGUGCCUCAGACCUUCCUACGACUGAAACCCUCACAGAAAGCAGAGACAGUUGUGCAGCUGGCCCGCACAAACCAACAGAAGGGCCUGCCAACCCUCGUCUUCAGCAACAGGAGCGAGACCUGCUUCUGGCUGAGUGAACUCCUGCGAGAGAACGCCGUGUCUAACGUCCUGAUGAAUGCUGUGAUACAGGAGAAGAGGCGGUCCAGUUUGUUCAGCCGGUUCCAGAGCGGAGAGACGGAUGUCAUGGUGGCAACAGACAUCGCCUCCAGGGGUCUAGACUUACUCAGGGUGCAUCACGUGAUCAACUUUGACUUCCCCCCGUUUGUGUCGGACUACAUUCACCGUGCUGGGAGAGUGGGUCGGGUGGGGUCACACACUCCGGGACAAGUCACGACCUUCAUCACCAAGAAGUGGGAGGUCGACCUCCUGUGGCAGAUUGAGACUGCCGCCAGGAAGCACCAGGCCCUGCACAAUGUCAAUGCCAAUAUCAAGAGGAAGAUAUCAUCUGUUAUAGCUCGGAAAUUCCCACAUAGAGAUGUAUACUAGAAGUCUCCACCUUCAUCUAGACACUGUCAGAAAGUCAGAACCGUGUCCUGUGUAGAGUGAGCGAGUGAAUGUUGUUCAGUGCCAGAGCCAGCAAUACACAUCUACAUCAGGAUGGCCUGUAAAUAACCAAGUCUGGACCACACAAACCAGUGACUGAAAGCAUGAACAAUGAUCCAUACUAAUCAAAAUAAACAUUUUACAAGCUAUUGGAGUGCAGAUAUCAUUGCUAAGAGCAUGUUUAGUAAGUGUAAAUAAAACUGAGCUAGCAAAGCCUAGCAUACAGUGA